GGAAGGCGGAAGUGAAGAAAGUUUUGAGGUUUCACAUUCACGUAGAGAAAUGCGACGCUCUGCCAGCAAAGUCCGAGACACGUGAAGCGGAGGACGGGGGACGGGAGGGCGGAGAACAGAGCAGGGAAACUGUUCACAGCUCUGUGCCAAGAGAGGAGUGUGCUGGAGAGACACGGAGCCCCCGAGAACAAUCUGGAGCAGUUCUCACCACAGGUCCAGGUGCCAGAGGCAGAGAGAGCAGCAGGCGGCACCAAACACGUUGACAGCCACUAUUCUUCCCUUUUUCAACUGCCAGUUACUGCACUGAAGGACAAAACAAUCCCAAAGAGCCGGGGGGAGGGGAUCUCAGGAGUUCUCUCGUUGCUUCAAAUUCUCCAAAGGAUUUUAUAGCGACACCUUCACAGCAAUGGAGAAUGAAAUAACACUGGAAAAUGAAGCACAUGUAUAUGAAGUUGAGAUUGACAAACCUCACCCUUCCAGUAAUCAUUCAAAAUUUAGAGAAGUCCUCCAGUGGUCUAAUGGACAGUGUGUGUUGGCAGUGCCGAGUACCUCAAAGCUGAGCCCAAGGUUUGAUGUUUCCUUGUGCAGAGCUCUGCUGGGAAGGGAUGGCUUUCAGAUUCCCCCUGAGGAUUUGCAAAUACCGCUUCAGGAAGCGCUGGACUCCCCCUCUGUCCGGAGAUACCUCCUUUUCAGCUCUUCCGUCUUCCAGUUCUUCCUGGCUCCGGUGGUGUACGUGGUGGUGUGGUGUUGCCUGUAUUCCUCUGUUCACCUCUGUUUACGGCUGGACCUUAAAGCUUUUUGGCUCUUUUGCGGAUUGGUCAGCCUGGCUGCCGUCAUUGUUACCGCUGUUAUUAUACUCAUUCUCAACAACAGUAGCAAAAAGAUCAAUAUUAACACAGACGUUAGGCUGAUCCAAGUGAACGAGACGCUUCUAAAAUACAAGUUGCUAGUGGGCUUGGAUGAUUCAGAACACCGCUUCACCGGGACUCUUCAACUGUACUUUCUGUACUGGGAUCUCACGCCAUGUCUUGCCAGACUCUCAGAAACUCUGGAGAAAUGUGCAGGAGCGCAGUUACAGAACAAACUCCAAAGGAGAAUGUCAAAUCUUCGACUUGUGGUGGACAUGCCAGACCAUGACCUGGAGGAAAGGUCCACGCAGGAUGGAGGAUCUGAGGAAACAAGGCCCCUGCUGCUGGAGAGUCAGGGUAGAGGCUGCAGGACUGAAAGCCACCAGAGGGAGAUGCUCACCAAGAGCUACAGUCUUGUCCCAGACCGCUCGCUAUCUUCUCAGGCCAAAGCUUACCGUCUGCUGCUGACCUACAGUGCAGCCUAUGUAAAACUUACAAUGUCCAGCCGGCUUCCAGGGCGCACAGACUCCUCAGACUGCCCCCCUGAGUCUGAGAGUUGUCAUUGCAGCGUGGCCACCAUCUGCCUGUGCCAGUACAUUCAAAACAAUAUCCUAGGAUAAAGAGAGGCUGGCAGGCACACAGGCAGCAGAAGAAAGGAAAUAUGGAGGAGAAAGGCUUUGGACAAGCUUUGUGACUUAAUGGAGGAGAAAAACCCUGGACUUUGAUUUAAGGGUCACAGGUUUUGACAUGGGGGCAUUGCUGUUGCGUAUUUCACUGGGGACUUUAAAAACACGCAAUUCAGAAAAAUGUAAUGGUUGCAUAAAUUACAGCAACUGUAAUGACAAUCUAAAAUUAUGAACAUGCAGUACAAGUUUUACUUUUUACCACCCAAUAAGAAGUGGGUUGUAAAUGCAAUUGCAUUUUUUUCCCAUAUUAUCCCAGCACUUUGCGAAAUAGUGAAUUGAUCAUGCAUCUUCUCCUGUUUACACAUUUGUCCUGAUAUUUUAAUGAAUAUAUCACUAGAAUAGUGUAAAAUAAAUCUCUACUGAUAAAAUGAUGCCCCUCUGGGGGAAAUACAUUACCAUCAUGUGAUAUGUGAUGGUGCAUUUUUGAGACAACUUCUAGUAAACUUCCAUAAGUUUACUACAUAACAUUAAUGCUGUUUCUGGUAAACCUCUAGAAAGCUUCUACCUCAUAAAAACAUGAAUGAUUUACAAUAAAGCAGCUGAAGACAGAGAUGAU
Molecule: messenger RNA, 2090 nt
Organism: Scleropages formosus (Asian bonytongue)
Lineage: Eukaryota; Metazoa; Chordata; Actinopteri; Osteoglossiformes; Osteoglossidae
Product: transmembrane protein 268-like
Exons: 9
Coding region: 407-1468 (353 amino acids)
Source: RefSeq, a predicted model, not a curated record